GUGCGUACUUUGCGUUCCCUCGCCCAGUUACUGGGUACCCAGUACCCGGCUACCCGGUUAGCUUUYUUAAGAUUCGGAGGUAGCUGUUUCUGCCCUACGUGGGAGUGAGGGGCCAGCCCUCUUCGGCCCAGCCAACCCUGCGGGCCGAUCGCUCAUCCAUGGGCCCAACCCGGAAGCCCAACGUGUGCCGGAGGCUGAGUCGCCGGGCGCUGGGCUUCUUCGCGCGCGACGCAGGCGUGGUGCAGAGGACGAACCUGGGCAUCCUUCGGGAGCUGGUGUGCCAGGAAAGUACUAAAUUUAAGAAUGUUUGGACAACUCAUUCCAAGUCACCUAUAGCUUAUGAGAGAGGAAGAAUAUAUUUUGACAAUUAUCGGUGCUGUGUUAGCAGUGUUGCCUCAGAGCCAAAAAAACUCUAUGAAAUGCCAAAAUGUUCCAAAUCGGAAAAAAUAGAGGAUGCUUUGUUAUGGGAAUGCCCAGUGGCAGGCAUUCAGCAACCCAUUUUGUUGUACCUUGCAGUGUUCCAAGUUCUACCUUUUUCUCUUGUAGGCGUUCUAGAGAUCAACAAAAGGAUUUUCGGGAACGUAACAGAUGCUACUCUGUCUCAUGGAAUACUGAUUGUGAUGUACAGCUCAGGACUGGUCAGACUCUAUAGCUUCCAAGCCAUCACUGAACAGUUCAUGCAACAGAAACUUGACUUAGGGUGUGCAUGCAGAUGGGGUGGGACUACUGGAACUGUAGGAGAGGCUCCUUUUGGCAUUCCUUGUAAUAUUAAAAUCACAGACUCACCACCACUGCUCUUUGAGGUGUCAUCCCUGGAGAAUGCUUUUCAGAUUGGAGGCCAUCCUUGGCACUACAUCAUCACACCCAAUAAGAAGAAACAGAAAGGAGUUUUCCAUAUUUGUGCCCUAAAAGAUAAUUCAUUGGCAAAAAAUGGGAUCCAAGAAAUGGAGUGCUGUUCUUUGGAAUCAGACUGGAUUUAUUUUCAUCCUGAUGCUUCUGGGAGAAUAAUACAUGUUGGCCCAAAUCAAAUCAAAGUUUUAAAGCUAAAUGAAAUAGAAAAUAAUAGCUCUCAGCAUCAGAUCUCUGAAGAUUUUGUCAUUUUGGCCAACAGGGAGAACAAAAAUGAAAAUUUAGUCACUGUUACUGCUUCUGGACGGGUGGUCAAAAAAAGUUUUAACCUUCUGGAUGAUGACCCAGAACAAGAGACUUUCAAAAUUGUGGAUUAUGAAGAUGAGUUGGAUUUGCUUUCUGUGGUAGCUGUUACACAAAUAGAUGCUGAAGGAAAAGCUCACCUGGAUUUCCACUGUAAUGAAUAUGGAACUUUACUUAAAAGCAUUCCACUAGUGGAGUCAUGGGAUGUGACAUAUAGCCAUGAAGUCUACUUUGACAGAGACUUGGUGCUACACAUAGAACAGAAACCAAACAGGGUCUUCAGCUGCUAUGUUUACCAGAUGGUAUGUGACCCUGCGGAAGAAGAAGAAAUCCUAAAGAAAAGUUGUUAAAAGGAGUGAAAUAAUUAUAACUUAUGAAACUUUUAGCCAAACAACCCAGCAACUGUGUUCCAAUCCUCCUUUUAUUAUUUGCAUGGCACAUUCUGCAGUAUUUUCCAGAAAAAGUGUUCGGUUGACUUUAGAUGACUAAAGCUCUUWCCAUAGAAGGUGCUGAGAACUUCAUUUUAUGAAAAGGUUUGUGUAUUUUUUAAAAUGUUGUCCCAACAAGUCUAGUUUUUUGGACUUUUAGCUACGUGCUAAUGCAAAUAUAAAAUGCUGAAAGCAGAAAGGACAGGUUAAUUCCAGUUGGUGUGGAGAGUGUCACUGAUGUGGAGAUGUCUAACCCAGUUCUUAAAGGACAGUAUAGAAUUGUGAUUGGUAAGGGUAGGAAAGAGACAAAAAUAGAUACAAAUUAUAGAUUCAGAAAAAAUUCUGUCUACUCUGUACCAAAUUUUGCUUGAGGAUGAGAAAUGAGGUGUAGAAUGUGAAAACAUAGUUUUGAGCCAAAAUGUUGACAUUAAGAGUGUUUUUUUUAAAUCAUAUAUAUGUAUAUAGGAUUUUGUAUUUGUAUACCGUAUCAAGGAUUAACUCUAACUCCCAAAUUACCUUUCUUCCAUGGUUUUAUUCUUUUGGCUUAAUGUCCCAUUGAGUAUUUGUGCUUGUAUUAUAGACUAAUAUAAAAGAUUCCAAGCAAACGUGAAUGAAAUUUUUUCUGAUAUGUAGCCUUUUUAACUCAGUGUUUCUAAGGAUGCUCUCAUUUCACCAUUCUAUUUAUUUAGUGAGUCUAACCAUUUUGUUGAGGCAAUAUUUUCAUACCUAUGCAAGAAAAUAAAGGUACUCUGACCUGCACCAAUUGAAUUCCCUGGAGAAGAGUUGAUAAGGUCCCAGAGGAAGUUCUUCCUAAUGUGAAAAUUACCCAAUUAGCCAGAGAAAAAUUUGGCUAUCUUAGUUAUGAAAGGAGUAUUUUUCCCUUCAUUUUUAAGAACAAGUCUAAAUAUGAUACUUAAACUCCAAUAAUCAUUCUUCAUACUAUUAAAAAAAGGCAGCUAAGCCUUUAUAUAGGGAGGAAACGUUUCUUUAUACUUCCUGUCUGAGAAAUGCAGUUAUUGCAAUCCAUAUGUUUAGCAUAUUUCUUUGGUUCAGCCUCAGAAAAAUAACUAGUUUAAAAAAAGAAGAAGGAAACAUUUGUUUAAAAAAAAUCAUUGCUGAUUCAAGCUUAAAAUUAAAAUGUGGAAUUUUAGCUUGAAUGAUUUACAUUAAAAUCCUUCAGUUUUGGCUCAAUCCCAUAUUAAGAAUGAUGUGAAAUCUAUUCCAUUCUGCCCUUGAAAGUUUGGAAAUAGAUUUCAGAUUUAUUAUGAUCAUAGGACUAACAAAGUGUUAGCUGUUCCAAACGUUAAGGAAUUGGUAGCAGGGUCAGUAAAUUUAAAGGAAAUAAACCUAAAACUGUCCUUUAUGUAAAAGGAAAAAAUAAAUAAAUAAGGGAUAUUCAACUUAUAGUUUUUCUUAUCUGAUGCUUGGAACUAGAAGUGUUUUAGAAUUCUAUUUUUUUCCAAUUUGAGAAUAUUUGCAUGUACAUAAUGAGGUCUUGGCAAUGAGACCCAAGUCUAAAUAUGAAAUGCUUUUAUGUUUCAUAUAUACCUUAUUCACAUACCCUGAAGGUCAUUUUAUACAAUGUUUCUAGUGUGCCUACUUUUUUUUUUUUUUUUUUUGGUGGUGCUGGGGAUUGAACUCAGGGCCUUAUAUAUGCAAGGCAAGCACUCUACAACUGAGCCUUGUGUGCCUACAUUUUGACUGUGUUUUAUCACAUGAAGUCAGGUGUUAAAAUUUUCCAUUUGUGGCAUCAUGUUAGUAAUCAAAACGUUUCAGAUUUUGGACUUUGGAUUUUUCAGAUUAGGGAUACUUAACCUGUACUGACAUUAUAAAAUAAGCUGAAAUAUUUAUAUGUGAGCUAAAAAUAAUUUUUUCUGAAUCUGAUCCUCUGUAUAAUAACCAUCUGGGAAAGUAGAAGUGAUUACCUCACAAGCAAGAUGAUAAAAUUAUCUUCAUGUUAAAUUAUAAUAUUUAUUAUCUGCUUACUUAAAAAUAUAUUUUGUGCAUAUUUAAUAAAUACUGUUUAAUAUCUCUUAAGCUUUCAGAGAUUUUAAAGAUAUUAUUAUGAUUACAAAGCAAUUAAAUAGUUAUAGUGUGCUARAUCUUGCCGCAAAUUUUCAGUUAGACACUAGCUAUAUCUAAGCAAUCCUGCAUAGUAAAUGUACAUCCUGAAAAACAAGUCUGGUAAGAGGAGCACAAUAGCAGAGAAAAGAAAGAAAACAAUGCUAUGUGAGCUUCAAAGCAAGUGCAGUGCUGUGUAUCAGCAGUGUUUGCUCUUCAUUUCUAGAGAACAAGGUUGUCUUUAGACUUCAGUUCUGGCAGAGUUUUGUUGUUUUUAAGGUAGUUAUUGGGUUUUUCCUCUUUUAAUUCAUCGYCGACUUUUAAUAAAACGAUAGAGAGGAACUCAUCUACUCAGAAAGGCAUUUGAGAAAUACCUGCAGUGCCUGGCAGGGUUAGGAGUAGGAUCCUUCUAGUCUAGAUAGGAAUAGACCACUAAGAAAUUUGUAAUGUAUCAUCACCAUUGAAAUCUGACUAGACUAGGCCAAAUGCCAUACAGGAUAGGCAGGAAAUACACCUAGUGUGAAAGACAGUAGGGAAUUGUGGACAAUGUAACAAACAGGAGAGCUAAGUCCCAACUAAAAGGAUAAGCUGCAAGUACUUAGUUUCAGCCAAUUUAACAAUAUAUGAGAAUGUAAACUAGAURAUUGAUAAACAAUGCCAGAUGUCUGGGGUUGUAGCUCAACAGUAAAGUGUACACAGCAGGUGCAAGAGUGCUGAGUUCAAUCCUCAGCACUGCAAAAGAAAAGAUGCCAAAAGAUACUGAAGAUAGCAAAGAAUGUGGGAAAAUUAAAUAGCACAAAUAACAAGAGACAGUACUAUAUGCUUCCCCAAAGAUAUGGGCUUCCUAUCAUUCUAAUGUCAUGCACCUUCUCAUUCUGCCACCUGUCAGACAGCAGACUUUGCUAUUCAGUUUGUGGGUGAUAGGGCAUGAUACUUAACAUCUUCCUGUCCCACCUUGACCCUACCUCUCCACUGGCUAUGUGACUCUAACUAUGUGCCAACAUACUUAAUAAGUGCUAGUGACAGGUACAAAACAUUAUGGGUAAAAUUUCUGAGUGUUUAAUACAAGACCCAGUGAAGUAGGUUGCUUUUCAGCAAGUACAGACAUUAAACUGAAAAGAGAUACAUUUCUGCAUUUCACUCCUUGAUCUAAGUUUCUGUAUUUUCACACUAUCGAUGCAACAAGUUUAUUAUUCUUUGACUUUCUACAUUAUUUCUUUCAACUCUGGGAGAAGACAAAACAAAUCCUAUCAGUUAUUGUUUGAACAGACAAAUGAAGAGAAGAUAAUAUUCUAUUUAAACAAAUUAAGGCACUCAACAUUCUUCUACCAAUUGAAUGUUUUGUAUCUUAUGCACACUUAUUUUUAAUAACGGAAACUUAAUUUUAUUAUUUCCUGUAUACCAGUCAUUAAGACACAUGUAAAAUGGUUGUCUCACUUGAUAUUCAAAAUAAUCAUAUGAGGUAUAAGCUAUCAUCUUUCCCUUUUAUACAUAUGAGAGAAGAAAGUGAAGCUUAUAUAAGUUAAUUUGCUCAAGUUCCUGUAAUUAAUAAAUGCAGAGAUGGGAAACACAUGUUGAUUUUUUUUUUAUAAACUUAUGCCAGUUUUCUCCAACACUCUCAAAAGGCAGUGGAUGUUAUUUUAGCCUAUAUGUGGUAUAACAUACUUAGAAUUAUAAUAGGUAUGAAGGAAAGUGUUUAGUUUUUUUUUUUUUUUUUUUUUAAGUACUGAG
Messenger RNA from Urocitellus parryii (Arctic ground squirrel), 5372 nucleotides. NCBI's taxonomy places the organism in Eukaryota, Metazoa, Chordata, Mammalia, Rodentia, Sciuridae. The record is from RefSeq and is a predicted model, not a curated record.